Messenger RNA from Paramacrobiotus metropolitanus, 2266 nucleotides. Its product is annotated as E3 ubiquitin-protein ligase KCMF1-like. Lineage: Eukaryota; Metazoa; Tardigrada; Eutardigrada; Parachela; Macrobiotidae. The record is from RefSeq and is a predicted model, not a curated record. Gene Ontology annotation, biological process: synaptic signaling. Bases 353 to 1894 code for a protein of 513 amino acids. The transcript has 8 exons. Gene Ontology annotation, cellular component: plasma membrane. Gene Ontology annotation, molecular function: zinc ion binding.
GAUUCUUACUUGUCACUUGUGAUGUUUGUUUGCAGAAUUUUUUGGUUUCCAGUUUGUUCUGUUCAACCUGUCGGUUCAUCUGUGGUUUGUUUUCUGCUGCCUUAACAAAUAGAUAAAUAACUUUACACAGUUAAUAACAGUAACAUUGUACAACAGAACUUACAGAAGUUCGAGUAGGCAGUUCAAAGCUCCCUUGGAUUCGGCAAAGCUAGUCAUUCAUCGCGAUUUUUCUUUUGCUUUUCUGAGUUUUCUCUGUUGGCUAUCUUAUUUUUCGAACCUGCUGUUUCAAUCGUUUCAUGCACAAGUUGUUCUAAAAUUAUUUUGGUGUUUGCCACAAAUCGAGACCAGUGAAAUGUCUGGAACUAAGCAUGAAGGAGUCAGCUGUGAUGCUUGCAUGAUUUCCAACUUCCGGGGACGACGGUACAAAUGCCUGGUGUGCUAUGAUUACGAUCUGUGCGGGAACUGUCGCGACAACAAGGCCACAUCGGGUCGUCACUUGGCCGAUCAUCCCAUGCAGUGCAUUCUCACUCGCAGCGAUUUUGACAUUUAUUACGGUGGUGAGAGUAUCAGCCACGAUCAGGGCCAGUCAUUCACUUGCCCUUAUUGUGGUGAGAUGGGAUUUGGUGAGGGUGAUCUGGCCAACCAUGUUGAUCUGCGGCAUCCGAAUACGAUUACCGACGUGAUUUGUCCGAUUUGUUCCACUAUGCAAGGCGGUGAUCCGAACCACGUCACCGAAGAUUUACUGGCGCAUCUGACAUCGGAACACCAGCCCAGUGCUGAAACGCAGCCAACUGGGCGCAGUCUGGGGAUGGGGCGCGGACGUUUCCGCCGCACUCCCACCGGUGCCACAAGCGUGCGGAAUCGCGAGCAGCGUCGUUUAGGCGGCGCCCUGGGCCAGACUAUCGCGGGCAGUCCAUCGGCGUCCUCCCCGUCGACGGGAUCGCGUUUCGGCACGGCGCCCGGCUCCGUGACGGAACCGUCGGCUGUACAGCAGUUGCUGCCGCCGGCUUCGGCGUUGGCUACAUCGGUGCGCGAGAAUGUGGACUCGAUUGCAGAGCUGCUGUCCCAGUUGACCAGCGUCCGGCGCGCAGCUCCGACCGGUUCCACUGGCUCAUCCACUUCUCUUGGAGCUUCUGGCACCUUUCAAUCCGUGGCCACCAAUCCGUCAUCCAUUACGGCCAAUAUGGCUAGCACCGCAUCAUCCCUCCAACAGCUGCAAAUGCAGUUGCAGAUGGAGCGACAGAAUAUUCUCUUUGGCCGUGUGGAAAAUAUGCGCAGCGCGGGUGGAGCGUCGACGCGUGCGGCUGUGGGCUCGUCAUCGGCGGAUACCAGUCGAAAUCCGCUGGAAAGCCGUUUAACCGCGGCCUACAUCAACACCUUGCCCUUCACUGCGGAUCCGCGGCUGUCCGCGCCGCCUCCGGGACAUGCGGUGGCGUCCGGUGCCAAAGUGGUGAAGAAGGAAAAGGAUGGGCAUUCUUUGUUGGACAAGUUGAUGGAGGAAAAAAGCACGGAAACGCACCAUGAUGAAUAUCAUCCGCGUUUGAAGGCGGAUCGCGCCCUGUUCAUUCAGGAAUUGCUCAUUGGGACGUUGGGGGAAUCGAUUCCGUUGGAUUUGACGGAUGAGGGCGGGGUGAAUAACAGUUUUCCGGUGUCAAUCGGGCGCGGAUUGGAGCGCGAGAAUUCAGCGGAUAGUUUGGCUAGUUCAAAUUUCUCCACCACGGCCACCAUGGGCAGUAGUCGGGGAGGUUCGGAGUUCUCGUUCCCGGUGCAGGAGACCGUCGGUCAUCCCAUCCCCGUAUCCACUACAUCGACAGGAAGGAUAGUUUUGCGCAAUCUGGCUUCCAACCAGAACGUGCUGUCUUCUCCGCGCUCUGCGGGAUUAGAUGCCCCUUAAUAUGUCAUGUAUAUGUUAUGACAACUUGUUUUCUUUGGUAAUUCGCGUGUGUAAAGGUGAUGUGGAUGGUAGGCUGAGUUUGUAAUUAUGAUUUAUUUACGCUUUUAUUACUGCAUGUGAAAUUGUGAAUAUUUACUGAAUAUGCUUAUGUUUGCCGAUUAAUUUGGGUGGCGUUAUUUUUACCGUUUUAUUCUUGAUAAUGAGCGAUUGCAAACCAAAUUAUGAUGACUGAUUUAACCAAUUCUGUUGCUGAUUGUGUGUGCUCCGCAAAAAGUGCCAUUGCUGUGAGAUUGGGUUUCGGCACUUUCGGGAUGAUUACCCGGGGCUAAGAAUAACGGACGGACUGAACGAACAAGAGAGUUUUUCGACUGA